Messenger RNA from Salmo salar (Atlantic salmon), 2850 nucleotides. RefSeq names its product neuralized E3 ubiquitin protein ligase 1B (gene neurl1b). Gene Ontology annotation, molecular function: ubiquitin protein ligase activity. Lineage: Eukaryota; Metazoa; Chordata; Actinopteri; Salmoniformes; Salmonidae. Gene Ontology annotation, biological process: ubiquitin-dependent endocytosis. Gene Ontology annotation, cellular component: early endosome. The record is from RefSeq and is a predicted model, not a curated record.
GCCUGCCUGAUCCUUCACAUUUCUUGCAGAGAUAACAUUACAGAGAAUGUCCAUGCUUCAUUAUUAAGGAGACACAGCGCUGUUCAAAUGGUUCAGAAAUACCGGGACUAAAAAAAAGGCAAAUAAGUAGCUCUUUGACACACCAUAUUGGACAGACAUAAAUGGAUGGACAGAGAGAUAUUACCAUUCAGAAUUCACUUGUCUACCAGUGAGAAGCAUCAGUGGAUAUAAUGGGCAACACAACACAUAAACCUUUAGAAGAUGUGACUCUACCGCCCCACCCUGUGGUGAGCAGGCAGUACUUCACCCUGCAGGGUGGCAGCGGCGGGGGAGAGGGUUCGGGGGUAGAGAGGCGGACGUCGGUCUCCCCAGUGAUCCUCAGUCUGGAGCCGCCCAGGUUCCACCCUCAGGCCAAGGGGAAGAACAUCAGGCUGGACGGUCAGCUGAGACGAGCGACCAGGAAGAACAGCUUCUGCAACGGAAUCACCUUCAGCCAACGACCUGUUAGACUCUAUCAGAAGGUGCGUCUGCGUCUGUCCGGUGUUCACAACGGCUGGAGCGGCGCUCUGCGGUUCGGUUUCACCAGUCUGGACCCUAGCGAGCUCAACUCCUCCAACAUCCCCAAGUACGCCUGUCCGGACCUGGUGACGAGGCCGGGUUACUGGGCCAAAGCCCUGCCGGAACGCCUGGCGAUCCGCAACAACGUCCUGUCCUUCUGGGCCGACAGACACGGCCGUGUGUUCUACAGUAUCAACGAGGAGGAACCCGUCCUCUUCCACUGUGGUCUGAGUAUAGGAUGUCCUCUCUGGGCCAUCAUAGACAUCUAUGGUCUCACCCAAGAGGUUACACUGCUAGAGAGCAAGUUUGCAGAGAGUGUGGGGUCCAGUUGUCUGUCUGCGGCCCGUCUCAGUGCCUACCUCCCUCAGAGCAGCCACGACUCCGCAAACUACAACAACAACCAGCUUGAGAACAACCAGGCCGCCGCUAAAAUGGCGACGUUGCAGCUCAACAACUACAGCUCAAAUUCUCUCAACAACUACAGCCAGAUGAUCCCCUGUUGUACCACAUCUUCCGCCACCACAUCAUCAUCAUCAUCAUCCGUCCCAUUCUCCGCCCCCCGGUUGGUCCGAGCCGGGCUCCCCUCGCAGCUCGACACCGACCUCCACUUCCAUCCAGUCCGUGGCCCGGACGUCAUCCUGUCAGCUGACCGCUCUGCAGCGUGUAUCCACUUCCUUGAGUCUUCGAGGACUCUGGUGUUCUCAGAUCGCCCCCUACGGGUCAGGGAGACGCUCUACGUCGAGGUCGGUCAUCUCGGCCUGCCUUACUUCGGGGCGCUCCUUUUCGGACUGACCUCCUGCGAUCCGGGGUCCCUCCAUGCUGGGGAACUUCCUGCCGACCCAGAGGUGCUGCUGGACAGGAAGGAGUACUGGGUGGUGUACCGCGGAUUCCCAAUGCCCUGCUCCGGGGACGUUCUGUCCUUCAGCCUGACACCCAGCGGUGAGGUGCAUCAUGGGGUCAAUGGGGCGGCCAGAGGGAGGCUGUUGUGUGUCGAUUCAUCACAGAAACUCUGGGCCUUCUUUACCCUGCAUGGAGCGGUCAACAGACUCAGGAUACUGGGCACUCUCCAGUCCAGCCCUUCCUCUCCUUCCUCCCAGAGCAGUAGUAGUAGCAGUAGUAGUCCAGACGACAGUGAUUCAGACCUGGCCUUCAGCGUCAACAGAUCCUCCUCCGAGUCCUCCCUGGUGACGGCCCCCAGCUCCCCUCUCAGCCCCCCUGUCUCCCCCACCCUGUCUCCCCCACCCUGUCUCCCCCACCCUGUCUCCCCCACCCUGUCUGCCCCAGAGCUGCCUUCUGGCGGUAAGAACGGGGAGUGCACAGUCUGUUUCGACCAGGAAGUGGACACAGUCAUCUACACCUGUGGUCACAUGUGUCUGUGUAACAGCUGUGGGCUAAAGCUGAAGAGACAGGUCAAUGCCUGCUGUCCAAUCUGCCGCAGGUCCAUUAAAGACGUCAUCAAGACAUACAGACCAUGACGGGGACAUUACUGCAGCAGGUCUAUUAAAGACGUCAUCAAGACAUACAGACCAUGACGGGGACAUUACUGCAGCAGGUCUAUUAAAGACGUCAUCAAGACAUACAGACCAUGAUGGGACCGGGACAUUACUGCAGCAGGUCUAUUAAAGACGUCAUCAAGACAUACAGACCAUGACGGGGACAUUACUGCAGCAGGUCUAUUAUUAAAGACGUCAUCAAGACAUACAGACCAUGAUGGGACCGGGACAUUACUGCAGCAGGCAUUGUCUAGAGCAGGGAUAUUCAAUUCUGACCCUACGAGAUCCGGAGUACUUGCUGGUUUCCUGUUCUACGUUAUAAUUCAUUGCACACCUGUUGUCCCGGGUCUAUAAUCAGUCCUUGAUUAGAGGGGAAUAUAUAUUUUUGUUUAUAAGCAGUGGAACUGGCUUUGAGUUCCAGAUGUAUUAUUUGAGGGCUAUAGAGAUAGACUGGACACUAUUUCAACAGGCCCAUCAAGGUCAUCAUUAAGCCCUACCAUCCACGAGAGGAGGAACUACUGGGACAGGGCAGGCAGGGCUCUGUCUCCACCCCAGAGACGUCUCUUACCAAACUGGACACUCUACACUACAGCAGUUCAUCAAGGACCUCCCUCAUCAAGACAUAUUGGCCCUGAUAGACUGGACACACUGCCGCAGGCAGGCAGACUCUCUCUCUCUCUCUCUCUCUCUCGCUCUCUACCCGAGACUCUGUCUCUCUCUCUAUCUGAGACUUUCUCUCUCUCUCUCUCUCUCUCUCUCUCUCUCUCUCUCUACCCGAGACACUCUCUCUCUCUCUCGC